This is a messenger RNA of Dreissena polymorpha, 2389 nucleotides long. RefSeq lists its product as uncharacterized. NCBI's taxonomy places the organism in Eukaryota, Metazoa, Mollusca, Bivalvia, Myida, Dreissenidae. The transcript has 7 exons. Bases 582 to 1214 code for a protein of 210 amino acids. The record is from RefSeq and is a predicted model, not a curated record.
AUGGUUACUGUUAUUAAACGUGUCUACUACCAAAAUUUAGUUUUAUAAUUAUUUUUUAUUUGCUAAAAUUUUUACAAUAAUAACGGGAACAUUUAUAAAAAAAAUACAUUUAUCAGGAAUCAAACUUUGUUCUGGGGAGGUAAAUCAAUCGCACAGGGCGAUUCAGAGGCCUAAACGUCACUACUAAAAUAGUUCACAUUCUACACGCUGUCAUUGAAACGCCGGGAGGUCACUCGUUCGCUCUCUUCUGUGGGAGCGUUCUGUCUUCAUACCGAGUGAAACCAAGAAACGGACUCGAGAGCGUUUCGAUAAACCUGGGGCAGUUUACGCAAUCGAGCUAAAAUAAAUAUGUUUAAACUAAACGCUGUCAGUAAUGCAGAAUGUAUUGUUCUUAAAAUUAUCGACGAUAAGAGUUACAAAUGCUUCAUCAUUUUAUUUAUUGUUAUUGACUACUAUCCAUAUACGAAGCGAUGUCUAGAGUGAAAUAUAUCUCCAUUUAUUUGAAUCUAUGACUUUCUUUUAGUUAUGAAAAAAACGUUUUUGGUUUUUGGCUUUUACAAUGCGGUUCCGUUACCAAGGUAAUGCCGACAUCGAGCCAGGCGCUCAAACUUAAGAAAGGCGUACUGACGGAGGAUGAAGUGCGACCGACGUCGUCGGGACAUUGGCCGGGAUCCCAGUGCUCUGUGCCGACAGGUGUGAGAUCAGGUCCCCAGUACGCGUUCCGUACCCCGGCCCACUGCAGCAUCGUGACCGUCUACAACAUUGGGCAGGGGCUGGUGGGCGGGGGAGAGACAUGCCGGACCCGGACGCUAUGCACGCCCUUGGGCGCGAGUCUGCGCAGCUCUUCAAGCAUCAACCGCUACCGAGAGGUUACACCAGCAUCCUCGCAUUCGAACCAGACUCGAAAUCUUAUCAGUGGUGUGCGCAGGGCGGGUCCGGUUCCUACAUGGAAGUUGAUAAAGUGGACAGCCGGCCCACUUCCGGUCGAUGUCGGCCCUGUACCGCCGGGCCUGACAGAUCGUCUAUCUCUGCAAAGUACCCUUUUGCUGGACCCGGACUGCGUGCAUGACGCCACCAGCCACCAUACGCCGCGAAUCCGGAGAGAGAGCCCACAGAAACCGGACGCACAUAGCGGGACCGCGGCACGGGGCGCUGUUGAUCAGAGAUUGACGCGGCAACGCCGGAUGAUCAAGCUUGCCCGGACGCGAAUGUAAUGCGCAGUGACAACAUCGACCGGAUCGCCCCCAGUCUGCACAUGCGCAGUGACAACAUCGACCGGAUCGCCCCAAGUCUGCACAUGCGCAGUGACAACAUCGACCGGAUCGCAACAAGUCUACACACGCGCAGUGACACAGCGACCGGAUCGCCACAAGUCUGCACAUGCGCAGUGACAACAUCGACCGGAUCGCCCCAAGUCUGCACAUGCGCAGUGACAACAUCGACCGGAUCGCACCAAGUCUGCACACGCGCAGUGACAACAUCGACCGGAUCGCCCAAAGUCUGCACAUGUGCAGUGACAACAUUGACCGGAUCGCCCCUAGUCUGCACAUGCGCAGUGACACAAACACCACCCAGUCGGCCGAACGCCGCAGUUUUCAGUUUCCGGAACAACGAAAACGUGUCCCACUCGGAGAUUUGCGAGGUGACCAGUUUCCAGACAUUGGUUCGCUCCUGCUUGUGUACGAGAUUGGCCGAGACUAAAAAAACUGUAGUGUGACACCUAUGUGAGAGCAAGGAACGACAACUCUGCGUGGAGAUUGAUAUCAACCAGGUGCAGUACCUAAUACAGACUCAACUCGACGUUCCUGUCCGAAGUAUCCAGUUCGAUCCCCUCGAUAUCCGGUCGGCGCGACCCGGGGUCAACUCCCGCUUGGUCGUCGAAUUCUGUACUACAGCGGAUAUGGCAAAAGUUAUACAGUCGGGGCUUCAAGUGGGCACGGACCGGCUGGUGUUCUACCCGAAUGAUGACGUCACUACACGCGAAACCGCGGCCUAUAGAAACUACAUGGAGGUUGUUAACGCUCAUGCAGUGAUAGCGGCGUCUGCUGAUAACGCAGUUCGCGGUAAACUUAAAAACGCAGUUUCCAGCGGUCGACGUCACGACCUUAAAGAUACUAUGAAGAUAUGAGCUAAUUGGAAUUGACUUUGAAACCAUGUCAUCAUGCUAAUUUGUGUCGUUUGGUAUAUGUACCGUAGCACGUAACAAUAAUGACUCGAUUUUUUGAGUCAGGUUAAGAUUCAAGAGGGAUAAUUUCAUUACCGCCAUUUUAAUUCAACCAUCCACAUACAUUAAGGCACAUAUACGCUUCCUUUUUUUAGUUUCAGUUUUUGUUUGUUUUAAAUACUGUGAAUAUAAUACAUGUAUUGAUAAUAAUAACUUCUUACUUAU